Molecule: messenger RNA, 1539 nt
Organism: Prorocentrum cordatum
Lineage: Eukaryota; Dinophyceae; Prorocentrales; Prorocentraceae
Source: the annotation of a GenBank genome assembly
AUGACCGUGAUCAAAGUGGCCGGGUGUCAGCUCGGGGUGAAGAACGAAAAGGGCGACCCUCUUCUGAAGGAGUGGCUGAUCGCCGCGACGACCCCGAAGAUGGCGGCGAGGAUGGCCAUGGAGUGCCCAGGAAGUCAUCGGCGCGGCGAGCUUGCAGGAGGCGGACUCACCGCAUCCACAAGCUACUACGCAGACGAAACUGCGAAGGGAGCGGCGCGAUCCACGAUCGAGGAGAGCGCGCCAGACAACAGCGAGUUCACGAGGAACAUGACCGAGGCCGAGGCGCAGGAGGAGCAGGCCCUGACCGCCGGCAAAGAGAAGACAUCCAUGGACGCGGACCCAAGCUCCACGGAGUGCCAGCAGAUCUUGCGGUGGCUCACCACGGCGAGCCACCACCGCCCGGCGCACCCGUCAGUCAGCCUCGGGCCCAUGCCCCCGAAGUGGAAGCGCAUCCAGGCCGGCCAGUUCGAGUGGGGGCACCCUCAGAAGAUGACCGAGUCGAAGUUCUCACUUAGCACAGACAAGAACUGCAAAGCGGACCCUGAGGGCUCGUGGAUGUCAAUGCAAGCUGCUGAGUACUUCGACUCCGGCAACGUCGUAUACGAGACGAUCCCAAGGCAGGCCCGCCGGCGCGUCGCCCUCGCGGAGGAGGCCACCCAGGCGACGAAAGGGGCGGUGGACAGACUCGUGGCGGAUAACCCGGAGAUGGCCGCCGAGGAGGGGCGCGGCGAGAACUACGCGAAGAUGUAUGCUGCAGAGCAGGAGUGCCUGAGGCAGGUCCACCUGCGACGGAUCAGCCAGGCGGGGAACGCGAAGAACCAGGCGCUGAAGGCCGCGGCCCGUGGCGCCUGGUUCAAGGGCCUCGCGCGGGUACUCGCCGCGGAGACCAAUCGCCAGGUGGGCGGCGGCCUCGGGGAGAACCAGACCUUGCAUCCAGGCCGGGCUGGGCCCGUGGUCUGGCUGGCCCGGGCAGGCCGCAUCAUCGAGGUGGACCCGUGCCAGAUCCGAGCAGCGUCGGCGCCGGCGCGCGAGAUUGCCUGCGCGGAGCCCACAGGCGGCAAGGGCGCCCCGUGGACGGUGCGCACCUUCAUGAAUCAGGCGAUGAAACAAGAGCGCCUGGGCUUCUCAGGCCACGACCCCACCGACCAUGACGAGGAGUUGGCUUCCUGGGAAGGAGUGCCGGAGCCAGCGCCACCUCUGAAGAGAACGCGCCACGGAGAGCCGCCGAGUGAGUCGCCGAGGGGCUCGCGCCCACAGACAGCGCGGAAGGCGAUCCGAAAGACAGGGAAGCACCCAGGCGGCACCUCAGAUGGGGCGAAGGCAGCGAGGGCUGCAGCAGCGGAGGAGACCAUGACGGAGAGAACUGCGCCCAUGGCCAAGGCCUCGCCAGAUGCCCGGGCUUUCUGGGCAAGGCAGGGUGCGUCGCCGGAGGUGUCGGUGGAGAUGCCGCUCGCAGGUGAGGCCCCGAAGCAGGCCGCGAGGCGCGCGGGCGCCCGCGCGGCGAGCCGGCUGCGGAAGGGCAAGCGAGAGAUCUCGUAG